AGCUCCGCUGGGCCCUGACCGGGGCAGGAGCAGGACCCCGGUGCCGCCGUGGCUGGGCUGGAGCAGCCGAGGACACAUGGCGAAUGCCACUUUCCCUGGAGCCACGGCCGACCGAGAAAAGAGGAGGCCGGUCCUGGCUUCAGGCAGCUUGCUGAGCAACGCGGGGCUGACGUGGGUCUCGCCAGCCUCCAUUGGGGUGUCUGGGAAGCCCUACCCCACCGGGAGCGACUCGCCCAGCUCCUCGGCACCCCCCUGGCCGGCCCAGCCAGCAGUGGGAGACGUUCCCCGUGGCUCGGGCAGACCCCCGUUGAAGCCCGUGCGGCGCUUCGUCCCGCGGUCCUGGAAGAACUUUUUCCAGCGAUGGAGGAGGGCGCCCGAGCCGCGUCCCCCGCUGACCCGUGCCCUGGCCGCCCAGCCGCGCUCCCCACCCGUAAGUCCCCUGCUCGUACCCACCUCUGACAGCAGCUCCCAGGAGCCCUCCUGGUCCAGCACGCAGGCAGAGCCGGUGGGGGUGAUGCCUCCCCCCGGCAGCCCCCCGGCCUGGUGCAGUGAGGAGGCCAAGCUGGAGGCCUAUCGCCGCAAGUACGCCUACAUGAAGUCCUGGCCGGGGCUGCUGCGGCUGCUGGCGGGGCUGCAGCUGCUGUGCGGGGGCAUGGUCUUCGCGUGCGUCUGCGCCUACAUCCAGAAGGACUACGCCGGGGCCAGCCUGGUCGACAGCGGGCUCCUCUGGGCGGGCUCCGGGGACGGCUACUACCAGCCGAUGACGCCCUUCGUGCUGACGGCGGCCGGCCUGGCGUGGCUGGCCACGGUCACCCUGCUCAGCCUGGGCCUGACCCGGUACUACCGCUCCAUCCUGCUGGACUCGACCUGGUGGCCCCUGGCCGAGUUCGGCAUCAGCCUGGCCCUGUUCCUGCUCUACCUGGCAGCCGCCAUCGUCUAUGCCAACGACGUGACCCGCGGUGGCCUCUGCUACUCCCUCUUCUCCCGCGGCCCCCUCGUCGCUGCCCUGUGCCGCGUGGCGGGGGGGCAGGUGGCCGCCCUCGCCCUCCUCUUCAUCACGGCCCUGCUAUACCUGGCCAGCGCCCUGGUCUGCCUCAAGAUGUGGAGGCACGAGACGGCGCGUAGGCACCGGGAGCCUGCCGAGGCACCGCACAGCCCAGUCCUGCUGCCAGCAAGGCCCAAGCGCAUCAUCUUCCAGGAUGAGGUGGUGCCCAGGAGCCAGAGGGCAAAGAUCACCAAGUGCAUCAGCUUCUCUGAGAAGGGCGGCGAGCCGGCCACCAUGAGCUGCUCCAUCCCCACGGGGCACACGCCCAAGCCGCACGUCCUCCCAGACUACGUGGUGAAGUACCCGGCGAUCAGCAGCCCGGAGGAGAGGGAGAAGUACAAGGCCGUCUUCUACGACCAGUACGCGGAGUACCGGGAGCUGCACGGCGAGGUGCGCGCCGCGCUGCAGAAGUUCCAGGAGCUGGACGCCAUGAUGGGCCGGCUGCCGCGGCGCGCGCACGGCAGGCAGGAGCAGAGCCGGGUCUCCAAUGUCUGCAAGGAGUACAAGAAGAAGAGAAGUGAUCCUGCCUUCCUGGAGAAGCAGGAGCGCUGCGCCUACCUGAAGAAGAAGCUCACCCACCUCAAGGCGCAGAUCCAGGACUAUGACUGCGUGGUGAAAGAGGGCUCUGCGUACUUCUGAGCACCCGGUGCCGGGGCGGUGGCGCGGAGCAGCCCUGCCCUGGCCCCCGGCC
Molecule: messenger RNA, 1736 nt
Organism: Gavialis gangeticus (Gharial)
Lineage: Eukaryota; Metazoa; Chordata; Crocodylia; Gavialidae
Gene: OCEL1
Product: occludin/ELL domain containing 1
Exons: 5
Coding region: 77-1684 (535 amino acids)
Biological process (GO): bicellular tight junction assembly
Cellular component (GO): apical plasma membrane; bicellular tight junction; cytoplasmic vesicle
Source: RefSeq, a predicted model, not a curated record